Molecule: messenger RNA, 1542 nt
Organism: Eucalyptus grandis
Lineage: Eukaryota; Viridiplantae; Streptophyta; Magnoliopsida; Myrtales; Myrtaceae
Product: TMV resistance protein N-like
Exons: 2
Coding region: 1-1542 (513 amino acids)
Biological process (GO): signal transduction; defense response
Molecular function (GO): ADP binding
Source: RefSeq, a predicted model, not a curated record
AUGAAGAAGGCGAACGUCUCAGCAGAUGCAGCAGCGAUGGGCGGAGACGCCGCCUCGGGUACCGAGUACCAUGUGUUCCUGAGUUUCAUUGGCGCCGAUACUCGCUCUGGAUUCAUCGACCGCCUUUCCCGCGGCUUGGCUGAUGCCGGAAUCUUGGUGUUCAAAGACGAAGAAGAGAUUCGAGUCGGUGCUGAAAUUGGCUGGGAGAUUCUGAGAGGGAUCGACAGCGUCCAGAUCUGCAUCCCCAUCUUCUCCAAGAGUUACGCUUCCAGCAAGCGGUGUCUCAAGGAGCUUGCGGCAAUGGUGGAAAGCAAGGUGAAAUCGGGUGGUGGGAAAACGAUCCUCCCCAUAUUCUAUGACGUGGAACCUCGUGAUGUUAGGCUUAAAACCCCUCUGUAUCGCGAUGCCCUAUUGGAGCAUAAGAAGAGGUUAGGGUCCGACAAAGUAAGAGUGUGGGAAGAUGCUCUUGGAGAGGUUGGUUCAUUUAGUGGUUGGGCAAUGGGAUCUAGCAGCCUGUCUCGCGGUGUUGGAGGACUGGUCAAAUUAAUCACGGCCAAGCUGAAGGUAAACUGUGUGGAUGUGGAUAAAUAUUUUGUCAGAAGUGAUCAGGUAGAUGCUAUAACAGAUUUGCUAGCCAUUGAUGUGGGUGUCUUGGGUAUCCAUGGAUUGGGUGGCAUCGGCAAAAUAGCCGUUUCCAAAGCUGCUUUCAACUAUUUCCGCUAUCGGUUCCAAGGCUGCAGUUUCCUUGAAGUUGUUCGAGAAUUAUCCCAACGCCAUGGCCUGGUGAAAUUGCAGAAACUGUUAUUAUCCGACAUCCUAUAUCCUAGGGCUGAUUACCCCAUUGCUAAUGCCGAUGAAGGAAGGAAUAUGAUCAUGAAAAAGCUUUCUGCCAAGAAGGUUCUUAUCAUUCUUGAUGACGUUGAUCAUGCGAAGCAAAUCCGUCAACUAAUUGGGCAGCACGAUGGGUUUGGUUCCGGAAGUAGGAUCAUUGUUACGACCCGGAAAAGAAGUGUCCUGAAACUUGAAAAUCAGAUCGUAGCUUAUGAAAUGCAGGAAAUGACUCAUGAUCAUGCGCUCCAGCUUUUCAGUAGGCAUGCUUUUGAGAGAGACUCGCCACCAGACAAUUAUAAAAGACUUUUAAGAGAAGUCACUUCUACCACUGGGUGCCUUCCCUUGGCUCUUCAAAGGCUUGGGUCUUAUCUUUGUGGCCGAAAGGCAGCAAAUUGGAAUUACAAGGUGGAGCGUUUACAGAGGCAACCUCCACGGGAGGUCCACGAUAAUCUGAUGCUCAGUUAUGAGGCACUGGAUUGCAACGGUAAGCAGAUUUUUCUCGAUAUUGCAUGCUUUUUGGUCAACCAGAGCAAGGACAAGGCAAUGUACCUGUGGGAAGCCUGUCAUUUCUGCCCAGAAUUUGGAGUUAGUGUCCUUAGCAAUAUGUGUCUGAUAAAGAUUGUCGGCAGAGAUACCAUAUGGAUGCAUUCCGUGCUAAAAGACUUUGGAAGGAAAAUCCUGGAUGUAUUAAGAACCAACGAGGUAAAGUAA